Molecule: messenger RNA, 3044 nt
Organism: Pogona vitticeps (central bearded dragon)
Lineage: Eukaryota; Metazoa; Chordata; Lepidosauria; Squamata; Agamidae
Gene: GALNTL6
Product: polypeptide N-acetylgalactosaminyltransferase like 6
Biological process (GO): protein O-linked glycosylation
Cellular component (GO): Golgi apparatus
Molecular function (GO): polypeptide N-acetylgalactosaminyltransferase activity
Source: RefSeq, a predicted model, not a curated record
UCCGCAGCCAAUCGGAUCAACUCCGCGAGGGGCUUCUUUCUUUUUUCUUCUUCUUUUUUUUUGAAUGGGAGGAGGGAUGGUCGAUGCCCGCGACGCGGAAUCGACCCGUCGGUUUUUGAGGAUCUCACUCGGACGACAGGGCACAAGCGCGGUGACUGGCCGGUCGUGGCAGAGAUUAAGCGAGAGAGAACUCCGUGUCUUUUAAAAUUUGCAUUUCAUUGAAGUGUUUUGCUUUGGACCCGCAGAUUACAGACAACCCCAGUGAAGGGGUGACCCAACCAAGCUGGCGACGGCAUUGAAGUUUCUCUUCACUAUAUUUUGGGAGUGAAUUGGUGAAAGGAGAGAGAGAGAAAAAAAAGAGGGUGAAAAGGGGGGAGAUCUCGCACCCUGGCUUCCCCAUCGUGAAGGAAAGAGAGAAGAAAACCCAUCACAUCGGUUUAUUCUCCGGCAACUGCUGCUAUUGGCCAUGAAGAGAAAACAGAAAAGGUUUCUGCAAAUGACAUUGUUGUUUGCAGUGACUCUGAUUUUCCUGCCCAAUAUUGGACUCUGGUCUCUGUACAGGGAGAAGCACCUGGUAAAGUCGGCCAUUCUGGGAGAGCAGCAGGCCUUCCCAAUGGGGAUUGGAGACGGACAGCUGUAUCCCUGGACAGAUGGCUUGAAAAGAAAGGACUGGCAUGACUAUGAAAGUAUACAAAAAGAUGCCAUGCGUUCAGGGAAAGGUGAACAAGGAAAGCCAUACCCACUCACAGAAGAAGACCAUGAUGAUUCUGCUUAUCGAGAAAACGGUUUCAAUAUUUUUGUGAGCAACAACAUAGCCUUGGAGCGAUCACUGCCAGACAUUCGACAUCCAAACUGUAAGCACAAAGUAUAUUUGGAGAAGCUUCCGAACACUAGUAUAAUUAUCCCAUUUCACAAUGAAGGUUGGACUUCACUCUUGAGGACCAUACACAGCAUUAUCAACAGGACUCCCAAUAGCUUGAUAGCAGAAAUCAUUCUUGUGGAUGACUUCAGCGACAGAGAACACUUGAAAGAGAAGCUGGAAGAAUACAUGGCUCGUUUUGUAAAAGUGAGAAUUGUGCGCACGAAGAAGCGAGAGGGCCUUAUUCGCACCAGGUUACUUGGAGCCUCAAUAGCUAAAGGAGAAGUCUUGACCUUCCUGGACUCCCAUUGUGAAGUCAAUGUGAACUGGCUGCCUCCUUUGCUCAACCAGAUUGCACUAAACCAUAAAACCAUUGUGUGUCCCAUGAUCGAUGUCAUUGACCACAAUCACUUUGGAUACGAGGCACAAGCGGGGGAUGCCAUGCGUGGCGCCUUUGACUGGGAGAUGUACUACAAAAGAAUACCAAUUCCACCUGAGCUCCAAAGGACGGAUCCCAGCGACCCCUUUGAAUCCCCUGUUAUGGCUGGAGGCCUGUUUGCUGUUAACAGAAAGUGGUUUUGGGAACUCGGUGGCUACGAUCCAGGUUUAGAAAUCUGGGGAGGGGAGCAGUAUGAAAUUUCCUUCAAGGUCUGGAUGUGUGGAGGUGGCAUGUUUGAUGUUCCAUGUUCUAGAGUUGGGCAUAUCUACAGGAAAUAUGUUCCAUACAAAGUCCCAUCAGGCACGAGCCUAGCAAGAAACCUGAAGCGUGUGGCAGAAACAUGGAUGGAUGAGUUUGCAGAGUACGUUUACCAGAGACGGCCUGAAUACCGGCACCUUUCCACCGGUGACCUCUCAGCCCAGAAGGAGCUUCGCAAACACCUUAAGUGCAAGGACUUCAAGUGGUUCAUGGCUGCAGUGGCCUGGGAUGUCCCUAAAUAUUUCCCUCCUGUGGAGCCCCCACCUGCUUCAUGGGGAGAGAUCCGGAAUGUGGCAGCCAACCUCUGUGUGGACAGCAAGCAUGGAGGGACAGGCACUGAGCUAAGGCUGGACAUAUGCGUGAAGGAUGGCUCAGAACGGACGUGGUCCCAUGAGCAGCUCUUCACCUUUGGUUGGAGAGAAGACAUCCGCCCAGGAGAGCCUCUACACACCAGAAAAUUCUGCUUUGAUGCUAUUUCACAUAGUAGCCCUGUCACACUUUAUGACUGCCAUGGUAUGAAGGGCAAUCAACACUGGAGCUAUCGGAAGGACAAAACUUUGUUCCAUCCGGUGAGCAGCAGCUGCGUCGACUGCAACCCAGCAGAAAAGAAGAUUUUCAUGAACAGAUGCGAUCCUUUAUCAGAAACCCAACAGUGGAUUUUUGAGCAUAUUAAUAUGACUGUUUUAGAAAAAUUUAACAGCAAAAAAACCAGUUCUUAGGAAGACGAACACAAACUGUUCUGUACAGAUUGCAAACAACGUUUUGGCCAGCGUCUGCGUCAAAGGAGUCAGAAAUUAAGUUUUCUAGAGCCAGGAAAUCUGUUCUGAAGAUUAAAUAAAUGCCAGGGCAGAAGCCAACUGGGCCGUCAAUGCUGAUGGACAAUAUCUGAAGGACUUGGCUAAGAACCUCACCAGCUGCUGCUGAGGUCUCUGUCUGACAAAUUCCCUUGCUGGUCAAGGGAAAAACUUUAGUUAAAAAAAAAUGAAAGAAAGAAAUGUCUCAAAACACUCCAUGUUAAUAAAGUUCAAGAGUUUUAGCAUUUCUCAGGUCAAACCCUGCUAUAGUGAGUAGCUAUGAAUAGUUGCUGUUACUUAUGGGGAUGUAUGGAGUGCAUGAGCGCUAUGGGAAUUGUCAGGUGCCGUGGGCAUAGAGCUGGCAAUCUGUAUGGGAUGCUGCCGGAGUCCCAGGAUUGGGAACAGAAGGGGAUGUUCUACCGCCAUUUCAUGCCCGUGAUGAAAGUCAGGUUCAAGAGGGUUGUUUGAUUAAGGGGCCAUAGCAGACAAUGUUAACAACCUCCCUACUACAUUCCUUUCACUGUUGAAACAAGAAUGGCUAAAAAACCAUGUAAGCGUAAUUUUAGAGUUGCAUUUUGAAUGAAGCAUGAAAAUGACUGUAAGGUGUCCAGCUACCAUUUCUUUUCUCCAGCUGAAGAAAUAAUAAUUUCCAUCAAAGCAGUUAAAUGUUAAUUUCCAUCCAUUUUAAAGUGUU